Gorilla gorilla gorilla (western lowland gorilla) is the source of this 2426-nucleotide messenger RNA. Its product is annotated as histone H4. Gene Ontology annotation, cellular component: nucleosome. Bases 38 to 349 code for a protein of 103 amino acids. NCBI's taxonomy places the organism in Eukaryota, Metazoa, Chordata, Mammalia, Primates, Hominidae. Gene Ontology annotation, molecular function: DNA binding; structural constituent of chromatin; protein heterodimerization activity. The transcript has a single exon. The record is from RefSeq and is a predicted model, not a curated record.
CGUAUUGCGUUACAGACUUCACAGCUGUGCUUUCAAGAUGUCUGGCCGCGGGAAGGGCGGAAAGGGUCUAGGUAAGGGUGGCGCCAAGCGUCACCGUAAGGUAUUGCGUGACAAUAUCCAAGGAAUCACCAAGCCCGCCAUCCGCCGCCUGGCUCGCCGGGGCGGCGUCAAGCGUAUUUCUGGCCUCAUUUAUGAGGAAACUCGCGGAGUGCUGAAAGUUUUCCUGGAAAAUGUAAUCCGCGAUGCUGUCACCUACACGGAGCACGCCAAACGCAAGACAGUCACAGCCAUGGACGUGGUGUACGCGCUCAAGCGCCAGGGACGCACUCUGUAUGGCUUCGGCGGCUGAGCUUACCUCUACAGUACACUACGGCAAAACCAACGGCCCUUUUCAGGGCCACCUAUCCACUCAGGAGAAAGAGUAGUAGUCACUGCUAAAAAUGUAGUUUCACGUGUUUAGUAGCUCCGGUUUUCAAGUUAAAUGGUCUUAUUACGCCUUGGCUUCAUAUCUUACUGGCCAGUGAGGAUAGUGUAUUAAAGUUUAUUUUCACUCUUGCUGUGUCGCCCACGCUGGAGUAAUCAAUGGCGCGAUCUCGGCAAUCUGCAGUCUCCGCCUCCCGGGUUCAAACGAUUCUUGUGCCUCAGCCUCCUGCGUAGCUGGGGCAACCGGCUUGCGCCACCAACACCCGGCUAAUCUUUGUAUUUUUUGUAGCGAUGGGUUUUCGCCAUGUUUCCCAGGCUGGUCUUGAACUCAAGCUCAAAAGAGAUUUCCCUCCUCCGCCUCCGAAAGUGCUGGGAUUACAGACGUGAGCCACCACGCUCGGCCUGUGUUUUCUGUAUUUCUGUAAGGAGACAUGGCAAACAGCCGCUAACAUUCUUCAUGGCUAUCAGAGAAACAAGGUAGCAAAGACUGUAGCUGCUGGAGAAACAAGGUAGCAAAACCUGUAUCUCAGAAGGCAAGUGGUAAAGGCUGAUGCUGCCGUGAAGAAUAGUGAAAAAAAUGGAGGUAGCUACUAGUUCCUACCAAGGCAUUAUUAUAUGAAAGGAAGACAAAAUGGCAUUCAGAUGAUUAUUGGUGUGGGGGGAUGGGAGGUGUGUUGGAGGCACUUGACUGGCAAAUACAUUCUUUAAAGAAGAAAGUAGUAAUUACCGUGGGAGAAACAACCAUGAAAGUACAUAAGAUUCAACAUUUUUUAGUGGAAUGGGGAGAGGCCAACUUGUUUGGUUCUGUUCCUCUGAGCUGCCUUCCCUCCAGAUCUACUGAUUUUCUAUUGUUGAAUUUAAAAGGACUUUUUAUUUAUGUACCCGUGGCCAAUUUAAAGGUAUGUUGAACGAGUUCUUUUUUUGUUGUCCUUUUAUCUUAAAUAGUCUUAGACUUUAUUAUUAACACAAGUCAUUUUGCCUUAAAUCAUAGAUCAGGCUACUGUGGUUGCAUGAAUGGGCGUUUAAAACCGAGGUUGUCAUGAUUAAAUUCCCACCUUCUUUCCCUUUACACCUCAGGAAAUGAGACAAAAAUAAGCCAUUCCCUAGUGGGUUACUCCAGUCCUUACAAUCUCAGGACUAUCAGUAUGCUACUGUAUUAUUCGCUGUCCUCAAAAUGGAUUUUAAUUUGUGGAGAAUAUUGAGUAAACCCUUAUUUUUCCAAUAAAGUUUUUUCACUUUAUCAUAAUAAAAAGAAAGCUGGACAGGUGGCUAUCUAGCAAGAGACAACAUUUCCUGGUCUUUCUGGGAGCAGAUGUAAGCAUGUGGCUACAUUAUUUCCAACACAGGUGAGACACAUAGAAAAGUUACUACCAGGUCUGGGCUUUGAAACUUCCAUGUUACCUUCUUCCCCAACUAUAAUGGUAUUGAUUUCAUUUUGAGCAAUUAGAGAACAUCAGGCCCUAGGAGAUGACAGAACAUUGACUUGGAAGGAACGAAAUUUCCUGAUUGAUCACAAGGAGCAGAGCUGCUUCACAAAGCUGGGCUAAUCACAGUGGAUUUGUUCCAUGAAACAAAAAUAUCUGUCUUUAAGCUUAUUUAUUGUUGAGUCUCUUUGUAAGCAGCAUAACUUUAUCACACAAAAUUCAGUUUUGUUACUAAACUUAUUUAGUAUUGUGGAAUGUCCUUCCAUUGACCUGAAAGCCCUUUACAGAAAAGCUGAUGCCAAAUGAGCCUGUCGACUUGGUAUCACCUCUGUUGGGUUCCAUUAUAGACAGAACAGAGUGGGGCUAAUUACAAUUAGAGAUCAGGCAAGGCACGUGGCUCACGCCUGUAAUCCCAGCUCUUUGGGAGGCCAAGGUGUGUGGAUCACUUGAGGUCAGGAGUUUGAGACCCUCCUGGCCAACACGGAGAAACCUUGUCUCUAAUAAAAAUACAAAAAUUAGCCGGGCAUGCUGGCACAUGCUUGUAGUCCCAGCAACUUCGGGGUCACAGAGUGAGACUCU